This is a messenger RNA of Mauremys reevesii (Reeves's turtle), 5040 nucleotides long. Its product is annotated as G-protein coupled receptor 35-like. Gene Ontology annotation, cellular component: membrane. The record is from RefSeq and is a predicted model, not a curated record. The transcript has 2 exons. Gene Ontology annotation, biological process: phospholipase C-activating G protein-coupled receptor signaling pathway; positive regulation of Rho protein signal transduction; chemokine-mediated signaling pathway. NCBI's taxonomy places the organism in Eukaryota, Metazoa, Chordata, Testudines, Geoemydidae. Gene Ontology annotation, molecular function: chemokine receptor activity. Bases 993 to 1967 code for a protein of 324 amino acids.
AAGCCCAGAACUGCUGGGUUGAGGGUCCUUGAACUGGACCCCGGAGUAGAGGGUGGGCUUGGGUUCCCCUACCAGCUACUGGAGGAGUGGCACCUGAGCCAGAGAAUGGGAAGCCUGCCUAGGACUGCUGAAGGAGAGACUUUGAUAUACCCUGGAAGGGGGGAACACUGAGUGACCUGGCUGGAAGUUCAUGAAGAGGGUGUAGCGGUUCCUGGAAUGAAAGAGGGGCUGCAGACCAGAGAGAGAGACGGAGUGGCAGCAUGCAACAGUGGGAAUGAGCGUCGAUCUGAUGAGCUAAUCCCCAGAGCAGCCAGGAGGAGGCACCAGACUAGUGGUGAGUUGGGCGCCCCAUCACAGACACCCUCACUGACAACAGCCCGACCAGGGAUAAACAGGACAUUGCUUCCCCCGUGUGCAACCUCGUUCUGCUGCCCUUGCUUCUGGGUUUCUGAAGAGCCCAGCCAAUAAUAAUCCAGCUCAGGAACGUUAGUUGGCAUUGAACUGCUAAAUAAAAGGUUUUUGUUUUCCACUGCUAUCAGUGUAAGGCUUGCUGCUGCUGCAAAACGUUAUAGUUUUCCUUCCACAAAUUAGUAAACUUCCCUUUGAGUUGAUGACUGUGGAUAUUCAGUAUCAGUUCCUUGCUGGGGGAAAACCAUACUGCAGAGGGUUGAACUGAAAUAAUGAAAUCGGUAGGAGGCACCAGAGAAACAUCUGUCACUAAAAAGGAAGCUUCAUGAUGAAGCAACAUACCAGUCGGUCUGGAGGAACAGGCGGAGAGUUGCGCAUUGUGCCUUUUUACUUCAGAACUGGUGAUACAAGAAUCUUUGGACUUGUGCCCUGAACAAUAAGCAGCAUCAAGUGGAACAGAAUCUGAGUCUAUUAAAUGUACUCCAUCACAUUCGGAUAAGCUAAUCUGUGCUGAACCAAAGCUUUUCUUGUGGAGUUAGUUAAUUGUACAGUGAGCUACAAAGAAGCAGUAACUACUUAUCAGGAUGAACUGCAACAACACCAACAGCACAGUGCAAGAAAAUCUUAACCUUUUACAACUGAUUAUUUACAUCCCAAUUGUCUUUUUUGGAGUUAUAUUUAAUAUCAUUGCCUUCUGGGUAUUCUGCUGCAAGCUGAAAAAAUGGACAGAAACCAGAGUGUACAUGAUCAACUUAGUCAUUGCAGACUGUUUUCUCCUCUUCACCUUGCCUUUCAUUGUGCAUUUUCACAGGACUAAACAUCCCAUAGAUAAACUGUGCUAUGUCAUACAGACUAUAUAUUUUACAAACAUGCCCGUAAGCAUUUAUAUCAUCACCCUUAUAGCCGUCGACCGAUUCAUUGCAAUAAAGUACCCCCUGAAAGCAAAGAAUUUCAGGUCCCCAUUGAAGGCAGCUGUUAGCUGUGGAUUUCUUUGGAUAAUAAUAAUCAUUUAUGCAUGCUUCAACCCACGAUUUACUGAGAAAAGUGCAAAAAUUUGCUUUCAGAAAAAUUCUGCUGACCCUGCAAAAUCUACACUGUUGUCAAGUAUUUUGGGUUUUUUUAUGCCACUAGUAAUACUGAGUUUUUGUUCUAUUCAAGUCAUCCGGUGUCUGAAGAUGAAGAAGAACAUGAGUCCACCUGAGGAAACAUCAAUCCAGAAGGCUCUCUGGAUAGUUUCUAUGAACCUGAGUGUAUUUAUCAUAUGUUUUUUACCUUUUAAUGUCGGGCUACUUGUUAAGUAUGUAAUGGAGGCAGCUGGAGCUGCCUGCUCUUUACUCCACAAUGCAAGCCUUUUUAUUCGUGUGGCUGCAUGGGUAGCAAAUUCUAACUGCUGCUUGGAUACGCUUUGUUAUUACUUUGUAGCCAAGGAAUUUCAGGAAGCUUCUUCUCUGUUACCCCCUUUUAAAUCUCUGAAGUCUAGAUCAAAUCAAAGCCAAAUCACAACCACAAAUGCGCUAAGUGAUCACAAAAAAAUGUGUGAUACAAGGGCGGAUCCAUAGCACAUAUAAAUUGUCAUAGCUCCACUGACUUGCCAUAAAGUCUGUUAUUAUUGUGGGUAAUAGUCACAAAAACUUCCUCAAAGUGUACCUGAUUCUGAUCUCACUUAUCCUCGUCUUACAGCAUUCUGACUCGAGUAAUUUCAACAAAGUUACUUCUGAUUUAUACCAAUGUAACUGAGAUUCCAGUCAGGAUCAAUGUCUCUCUUUGAAGCUAUGCAUAUGCGUAUUUUAUUACUGACAUGCUUUCCUUUGCAUAUACAGCAUUAACCAGCUGACUACAGGAGGCUUUCUCGCAUCAGUACAAGGGUCAGUUAGUUUCUUGUACUGCUGUGAAUGUGUUUGUAAUAAAACCGAUGCAGUAUCAGAAUGUAAAUACUGAGAUGUGUAGCUUUCACAUUAUAUUGGGUUUGCAUAAUUUACAAUAUGCUAUUUUCCUUCCUGCUGCUCUCAGCCAAACAGUAUACAUUUGAAGAAUGAAGCUGCCAUCGGAAUUCAGCUUAUCUCAAUUAGCAGAAUUAUCACCAACACUAGUCAACUACUGGUGUAACCCCACUUUCCUCCCUGGGUGACUUGGGAGCAGGCAACACUCACCUGUAUGCCUGAUGUUGUUGACAUUAAAGGAGAUCCUGAGUAUCCCAGUGGUGAUGUUGGAUAGAUGGGAAUCCUCUAUCCACCCCUCUGCUGCAGUCCCUUUAUUCCUAAAGGAAUUUAAAUUUGGCAGUGCCUCCACAUACCGGCCCCUGUACACACUCAAUGGCAUGCCUUGGGAACCUCCAGGAGAGUAACAGCCUUACAAGGGUAGUCUUGCAGUGGGAGAGGAAGGUGCUCUCUGCUGCCAUCAUCUCAUGACCCGGGAGCAGAGCUAGUAUGAGAGUACUUCAAUGGCAUUCACUGUGCCAGUGUGUUCCUUUGAACAAUUUUUGGUUAUUCAUUUCAGUUUUGGAUGUCGGGGUAAUGAAAUAGUCCUCUUAUUGUGUGAUUAAAAGGUAGCUAAACUGUACUUAAUACACCCUGAGUGAGGGGCUCACCAAAACCACAAUCUCAAUUAUGUACCCCUGUGAAGCGGCAUGUGGCCAUGAGCUGGAGAGAAGAAGUGGAAAGGCGUUCUAUUUUGUAGGAAGGAAGGAAUCCUUGGUGGUGUGGACUCUGCUCAAGGGUUCUAAAUGCCAUUCGCCCUUCCUCCACAGUAAAUGAUGAUAGCAUUGUGAAAGAUGAGGCGGAUGUGAUUAUAGCAGUGGGAAUGAUGUUCAGGGGUUCCAAGGUAAGAUAUUUUGUUUUUCCAGGUUUCUGGUUGGAUGCUGAAGCCAAUGGUGCAUGUUAGUUUUAAGAGGAGCCCCUAGAUAUUUAAACCAAGCUACUGUUGCUGCUGUUAGUGCCUCAUAGAAAGGUCACUUGUAGAAGGAAUUUAUUUAGUGAAGUCCUAUUGCCCGUGUUAUACAGGUUAGCCUAGAUGAUCACAAUGGUCCCUCUGGCUUUAUAAUCUAUGCAAAUUCCAGCCACCCCCUGGAGGAGGGUCAUAAUCUGCCACCCUUAUGUUGACUAAUAGUACUUUGCUGCAUGAAUAGUUCCAUUAAUCAUGCUAGCACUACCUCUGGAAUGAAGCACUAAGUCAACGUGAGGGUGACAGAAUUCAGACCUAAAACACUGAUGGAGGAAAAAAGUGAUGAUGAAUUAGCAAUUGGCUGAAUGAGCAUGGUGUGCAAAUUAAGGUGCAUUUUACCCCAGCUGUGAAGUUAGGAGCUGCUUCCAACUUCACCAAAUGUCAAGUGUGGGCCCGUAUGAAGUUGUGGUUCAAACCGAUGUCUAAUUUCUAUUUGAGAAUUAAUGGAGCAGUGGGUGUGAGCGUGUGUAGAUGGGGCAUUGUAAAUUAUUAUUUGGGUUUCUAUGCUUCCAUCAUUUGGUGAAGGAAAACUUGACUCCUCUUGCUGUGUGGGAGCCUAGAAUUGAUUGCACUGUGCAUGUUACAUGGCAUUUGAAUGGAAAAUGAUAUGAUGAAUGGGCUCAGUCAGUGACGGUGAAAGUCAGGCUCAUUUGCUUGAAAUGAGUACAGCAGCCUAUUGCAGUGAAACACUGCACAGGCUAUUUCCAAACAGUAAUGCUGGCGCCAGCAAGCUACUUCUCUGGUGCAACCUCAGUAGACGAUCAAGAUGCAUUGUGGCUCACCAUCCAUAAGAACCAACAGGGGUUGCUGCUGAUAUAACCCUGUGCAUACCCAAGCUCAUCCAUAUAACAAUGAGUGAGCAAAGCAUUUAUGCAUGUGAAACGUCCUAUUGCCUUCAAUGGGACUGCACCAGUGCUUAAAUGCUUUGCUGGAUUGGGCCUGGGAAGGCUUGAAAAAGAAAUGCAUUUGGGAGGCAUACAAAAGAACGCAGACCUCUCAGAAUACCCUGAAUGACCUCUCAGGAAGCGUCAUCCUAUGUUAAAGACACUAGCACCUUUUCCAUAAUAAUAUCAUUGCAGCAUCCAUAUCGCCAUUCAAUAGGAUUAAAAAAUAAGGCUCUAAACUCAAGGAAAUAAGACACCACACUCACCAAUUGGAAUUUGGGAGAAAUGUCCCCUAUGAGCAGAUUAUUCUAGCAUUGUCUACUAUUGGGUUUCUGACCUUUCACUGCAACAUCUGUAUGAGCCAUUAUCAUAGAUAGGAUACUGUACUAGAUGGUCUACCAGCCUCACCGGUAUGCUAGUUCCUAUGUCCCAUGCACCGUCUCCUCUCUCUGUAGCAUCCAUGCAAGGCCAGACAUAAUCUGACCCUACAUUAGAGGUGGGCAAAGUCCAGAUACAGAGCUGAACGCUUCCAAAGGCUGAGUUACAGCCCAUCUUUGUUUGGAGCCUCUCUUCACCAAUCUGCCUGCACCUUUCCUUCAGCUCAUUAUUUAAUAGACAGCUAUUGCCACACGAGGUCAUAAACAUAUUGCAUAAAAAUAGACAGUUAUAAAUAGCUUGACCUAUGUCUCUAAGAGGAUGAAUGUGAUCAAGGUAGUCACUUACAUUUAACAUGAGCCCAACCACAUCAAUUUUUUUUUAAAUCAGUUAUUCCCUGCAGCCCUCCACCCCCACCCCCCCAAGAGCUAAC